This is a messenger RNA of Haliaeetus leucocephalus (bald eagle), 2296 nucleotides long. RefSeq names its product FAST kinase domains 3 (gene FASTKD3). The transcript is spliced from 6 exons. Gene Ontology annotation, molecular function: RNA binding. NCBI's taxonomy places the organism in Eukaryota, Metazoa, Chordata, Aves, Accipitriformes, Accipitridae. The record is from RefSeq and is a predicted model, not a curated record. Gene Ontology annotation, cellular component: ribonucleoprotein granule; mitochondrial matrix. Gene Ontology annotation, biological process: regulation of mitochondrial mRNA stability; mitochondrial RNA processing. Bases 143 to 2113 code for a protein of 656 amino acids.
CGCGGGAGAGGGGUCUUCCCGGUCGUGUCCAGCCGCUACAAGGGGGGGUUGCGGCUUCUGAAUGACGCCGGUGCUGUUUUCCCAACUAGGUAUGUGGUUUUUUCUUCCUCUAGGGAUCUUCUGAGAACCCAGUUGAUCCAGUAUGGCUUUGAUUAGCCGAAAAAGUUUCCAGUUUUAUUCAUCGAGCGCGCCAGCAAGCAGGUCCGUUUUGAUGACCCUAAGCAAAAGGUUGAGCUUUAUCAGUGGGCAGCGAAAGCCCCAAAACUGUAGCUCCGUAGCCAUGAGGAUGCUAUGUUUCAAAGAUAAAUCUCAGUAUAUGUUUUGUAGAAAAAACCACGUACAACUGCGGAUACAGUCUCUUUCUGUUAAUGAAACUGUGCAUCUUUGUGGGGAUAGUGGGAGCAGUACUAAGUCUAAUAAUAACGCGUGGAUGGAUGAACAGCUGUUUUUCAAGAAGUUGAACAGCCUUUGUACAUCAAAAGAGAUUUUUGACUUUCUUAGCGCACUGGAAGUCAUGUCUGAUACUAUGGCCUCAGGAGCCCUGCAGAGGAUUUCUGAAGUUGAGGUGGAUGACAAUGGUCUGAAAAACCAUGAAGGAGUGUUAGAGAAUGAAGUUUUCAGGGCAUUAUGCUUCCAGUUUGAAUUUGAAUCCUCAAAACUGUCAAACACUGGGCUGCUGAAUGCAUUGCAAGCUUUGAUAAAACUGGGUAUAGAUCCCCAGAGUACGCUGAUGGCAAGCUUGCUUUCAGAGGGCAAGGAACGGCUUGGUAAAGGACAGCUGACUGUUAAAAACCUGUGUGCUCUCGGAGAGAGUUUGCUUGAGGUGGAAGGCCCAAGCUGUGUGACACUGGAACAAAUUGUGAACCACGUGCAAGCAAAAGACGUUGAGAAGUGGAGUCCCAGGGAAAUGGUGACAGUUUAUAAGAUGCUGCAGGUGACUGCCAGGGAAGGGGAACGAUACCAAGACUUGCUAAACAGAAUGAACAGUGCCACUUUAACCAUAGUUUCCCAGCUAAGCCCAAAGUUCACAAGCAUAAUACUGAACUCACUGGUUGUUCUUCAUCAGACUCAGGACGUUCCCUUAGUCACAGCACUGUGUAGACAUUCUGUGAAGCAUAUUCCAUAUUUCACAGGUGAUGAACUGGUAAAUGUACUGGAAGCCUUCCUAUGCUUUGGACAUCGUGACCAGAUUUUUACAGAGGCACUGGAAACGCAUGUUCCCAAGUCCAUCUUUACCAUGCAUCCUCAAACAGUCAGCAAAAUCAUGCAGUACUGCUGCCAAAAGAUGAUCCUUUCUAAACCCAUCUUUGAUGCAGCGGCAGAAGGUUUCAUUUCCGAUGCUGACAGAUUUACCACCGACCAGAUUGCUGGGUAUAUUAUACCAUUUGGGACUCUUAACUAUCUGCCUCCAAGUGCUUCUGCCUUGUUUCAGAAGCUUGAAACAGUAUUGCAUGCUCGCCUUAGUCACUUUCAGCCUCACACCUUACUGAACCUGCUGCACUCCUGUGUCCUUAUUCAACGUUAUCCAGUAAAUUUUCUGCCAAAAAUAUUUAGUCCCUAUUUUCUGCAGCAGCUUCAAGCCCAGCCACCCGGUUUGGACAGAACUGUUACCUCCCAGCUAACCCAGCUUUUUCUGACUGUAACCCUGGAGUGCCCAUUUUAUGAGGGUCCCAAACUCCUUCCAAAGUAUCAAGUAAAGGCCUUUCUCAGACCUCACAGUUCUCUGGAUGUUCACCUCCUCAAAAGGGUGAAGACUGGAUUACUUUGUUUGCUGAAAAAAAGAAUAUAUUUUGCAUCAGAGGUAUCAACACCAUAUUUCUAUACAGUUGAUAUUGAGAUUAAAUUAGAUGAAGAAGGUUUUGUGUUGCCUGCUGCCCAAUGUGAAGAGGUACACAGACGAAUUGCCCUCUGUGUUGAUGGUCAAAGCAGAUUUUGCAUUAAUAGCCACAAUCUGUUGGGAGAAGAAGCUAUUAAACAGAGACAUCUUCGGUUACUUGGUUAUGAAGUUGUGCAGAUUCCAUUUUUUGAGAUCGAGAGUCUACAAAAUUGCAGAAAAAUGGCAGACUAUCUACACAGAAAAAUCUUUCCUCAUACAUACGGACUCAGCUGCUGACAUUGGAGAAUAAUACUAAAUCACAGGUUGACCUCCUGUACUAUAAAGUGUACAUAUUGUGCGUGGAAGAACAAUUCUGUUUUCUAAAUAACUCCACCUAAGAUAAUUUGAGCUUCUGAAUGUGAGACCUUCCAAUAUUUGGAACAAUUGACAUGUAAAGAGUAAUAAAGAACAACAUAUUUU